CUCGUCUCCGAAUGAACAAACAUGGGGGAAUGGACCAUCCUAGAGAGGCUCCUGGAGGCUGCUGUGCAGCAGCACUCUACUAUGAUAGGAAGGAUCCUACUGACAGUGGUGGUGAUCUUCCGGAUUCUAAUCGUAGCGAUAGUUGGAGAGACUGUUUAUGAUGAUGAACAAACCAUGUUCAUCUGUAAUACCUUACAACCGGGCUGUAACCAAGCAUGCUACGAUAAGGCAUUCCCUAUCUCCCAUAUCAGAUAUUGGGUGUUUCAGAUCAUAAUGGUUUGUACACCGAGUCUUUGCUUUAUCACAUAUUCGGUUCAUCAGUCUGCCAAACAAAAGGAACGGCGGUACUCAACUGUGUUUCUGACGGUGGAUAAGGAUCAAGAUUCAAUGAAACGAGACGACAGCAAAAAGAUCAAAAACACAAUCGUGAACGGAGUACUUCAGAACACCGAGAACUCGACAAAAGAGGCCGAGCCCGACUGUUUGGAAGUGAAAGAGAUCCCCAACGCAACUAUGAGAACUACUAAGUCCAAAAUGAGACGGCAGGAGGGAAUCUCCAGGUUCUAUAUCAUUCAAGUGGUUUUCAGAAACGCGCUGGAAAUUGGGUUUUUAGUUGGUCAAUAUUUCUUGUAUGGAUUCAACGUCCCUUCCGUGUAUGAGUGUGAUCGAUAUCCCUGCAUAAAAGAUGUCGAGUGCUAUGUCUCUAGACCCACGGAGAAGACCGUGUUUUUGGUCUUUAUGUUCGCAGUCAGUGGCUUUUGCGUGGUGCUGAAUUUGGCAGAACUGAACCACUUGGGGUGGAGAAAAAUCACCAAGGCCGUAAGAGGAGUACAGGCUAGAAGGAAGUCCGUUUAUGAAAUCAGAAAUAAGGACUUGCCCCGAAUGAGUAUGCCUAAUUUCGGUCGCACCCAGUCAAGUGACUCUGCCUAUGUGUAGCGCACUGAGCAACCUGAUGGUGCAGCCUGUAAAAAUGUAACGAAGAAAAUAAGAGACGGAAUGGACGAUUCCGCUGGCCGUAUGCCGUGUCAUGAGUUCAAUGAGUGGGUAGAUUUUUAUUUGAUAGUCUUUUAAGGACUUCA
Molecule: messenger RNA, 1079 nt
Organism: Sardina pilchardus (European sardine)
Lineage: Eukaryota; Metazoa; Chordata; Actinopteri; Clupeiformes; Clupeidae
Product: gap junction delta-2 protein-like
Exons: 2
Coding region: 22-936 (304 amino acids)
Biological process (GO): cell-cell signaling
Cellular component (GO): connexin complex
Molecular function (GO): gap junction channel activity
Source: RefSeq, a predicted model, not a curated record